Ramularia collo-cygni is the source of this 1461-nucleotide messenger RNA. RefSeq lists its product as uncharacterized. Gene Ontology annotation, cellular component: extrinsic component of membrane; phagophore assembly site membrane; cytosol. The record is from RefSeq and is a predicted model, not a curated record. The transcript has a single exon. Gene Ontology annotation, biological process: nucleophagy; autophagy of mitochondrion; protein lipidation. Gene Ontology annotation, molecular function: phosphatidylinositol-3,5-bisphosphate binding; phosphatidylinositol-3-phosphate binding; protein binding. Bases 1 to 1461 code for a protein of 486 amino acids. Lineage: Eukaryota; Fungi; Ascomycota; Dothideomycetes; Mycosphaerellales; Mycosphaerellaceae.
AUGAACGCCCGCAGCGCUAUUCAGCCGUCAAACACACCCGCCGUAUUGUCCAUAUCCAUCUCAGCAUCUCGAAAACGACUUGUGACUGGUUUGAGUGAUGGCUUCCGAAUAUUCCGCAUGGACAACUGCCUGACAACAUGUCAGCCCAAAGUUUCUGAAGGAGUCUCCAUCGCGACUGCCCUGGAUGAUCGCUUCAGUGCGUAUGUAUCAACCCACAGGCAGCACGAUUUGGGUGGACCGAAUGUCGUGGUUUUCUACGAUUCCGUCUUUGACAAGGAGCUGAGUCGCUUUGAUCUUCACGAACCGAUACUCGGGUUGAGGUUGACGACAAAAUGGAUGGCCGUUGUUCUGGCGGAGCGGACUGUCCUCUUCCAAUAUCAAGAGAUUCCCUCUACCUCGCCAUCAACCGGUGACGUAGUAUUGCGGGCGCCAAAUAUCAUUCACAGUCUCCACCCAACGACUUCAAAUCCUUUCGCAUUGGCGUGUCUGUCAAACAACUUGCUAGUACUUCCUGCACAAACCGCAGGCCAGCUCCAGCUCAUUUCUCUAAAAGCGGACAACACAACUACCAAGCGGAUCAUCCGCGCACACAAUUCCACCUUGCGAUGCAUCUCACUGUCUCAAGACGGAUCUCUUGUUGCGACAGCUAGUGAGGUUGGAACACUGAUCCGCAUCUUUGGUACCAAAUCCGUUGACCAGGUCGCCGAGUUCCGUCGGGGGAUGGAUCACGCGAUUGUGUUCAAUCUCGCCUUCAGCCCAGGAAACCGCUGGGUAGCGGCCACCAGCGAUAAAGGAACUCUCCACCUAUUUGACCUCCGACCGACAACGCCCGCCUCAUCCACGGUGACGAAGGUAGAAUCCAAACAUCGUAAAACACCCUCAUACACCUACAAUACAGCAGGUCCAGGAGGACGUGUUGGAAACCCGGACCGCGAGUCCUCCAUGUCGGUCCAGUCAUCGAACAUGGGUCGGUCCUCUCCCUCCCACGGUUCCGUACAAGAGUAUUACGGCCUACGACCACCUCCUCUCUCAGCCGUCCCACCCGUACACUCCUCAACCUUCGCAUCCUCGUUCAAAUCCAGCUCUUUUGCCCCCAAGAUCUUCAAGGACUCCCGUUCUGCAGCUUCCGCGCCCUUUUAUAUGGGAGACGAGCAAGCGAAUUGGCAGACUGGUGGACCGGCGUACUCAUGGACUACGGCGCCGAAUGGAACGAGAAAAAGGAUAGCGAAUCCGGUGAUGGGGCUGCCGAAUGAGCCUAGCGGGAGGGCUGUGAAGGGCAUCAUGACUUUCGCUCCUUUGGAUGGAAAGACGGAGGUGGAGGAGAGUGCGGUGGUGUAUGUUAUUGGAGGAGGAGCAGAUGCGAGGUGGGAGAAGUUUGAGAUGAGAAGGGAUGCUGGUGGGGAGUGGAGAUUGGUGAAUUUGGGAUUCAGAAGGUUCUUGACUAGGCAGUUUGCUGAUUGA